This is a messenger RNA of Capronia epimyces CBS 606.96, 345 nucleotides long. RefSeq lists its product as uncharacterized. The record is from RefSeq and is a predicted model, not a curated record. Gene Ontology annotation, cellular component: cytosol. The transcript is spliced from 2 exons. Lineage: Eukaryota; Fungi; Ascomycota; Eurotiomycetes; Chaetothyriales; Herpotrichiellaceae. Bases 1 to 345 code for a protein of 114 amino acids.
AUGGCUUCCGACCUCGAAGGUAUUAAGACUCCGUCAAAGUGCACGGCAGACUUUUGUCUCAUUCCGAUCGGCACUCCGACCGCUUCCGUGUCGGCUCAAAUAGCAGAUGUUCAACGACUGAUGAAGACGAGCGGACUGAAAUACAGUAUGCAUUCGGCGGGCACCACGGUUGAAGGAUCCUGGGCAGAUGUUACCCGUGUCAUUGGGCAGGCUCAUACACUCCUACACGAAAAGGGCAUUGUACGGAUUCAGACGGAUAUCCGCAUUGGAAGUCGGACAGACAAGGCACAGACCAUGGAGGAUAAGGUCGCUGCUGUGGAGAAACUACUUGCAAGUGAUCAGUGA